Messenger RNA from Cooperia oncophora, 474 nucleotides. NCBI's taxonomy places the organism in Eukaryota, Metazoa, Nematoda, Chromadorea, Rhabditida, Trichostrongylidae. The record is from the annotation of a GenBank genome assembly.
UCAAUUUCUUACAAGGAUUUUCAUUUUCAGAGUUUUUCACAAUUUAUCACACGCACAGCUUAUGGACACUCACUCACCAUUCUUCUCAUAAUCACGAUUUUGUUCCUAUGUGGGAUCGUGAACACGUUCUCAUGUCCACAGCCGGAACAAGCUGACGUAUGUCAGACGGUCCACUUCUCAGCGUUCUCGUUCGCCAUGUGGAUUCUGACGACAGCGGUCUUUAUUCGAUUCUCGUCUAUCUACCUUCUCGGUGUGCUCACGUUUGCCGUUUUCAUCUACACGAUUCAAAUAUUCCUCACACAUCCGCCGAUUGGACCAAAAGAGUUCACCAUCGAGUUCGAUCUCUGGGUCGGUCUCUCGUCACUAGCCGCUCUCGUAUUUCUGCAUGCAAGAAGAUGCGAAAAACUAAUGCGACUCGACUUUCUAUCGGUUGUCAAGGUAGGUCAAGGUGGCCACUUAGAAGGAAAAGUUUAA